UGUGCGAUCAAGAUAAUCGCCGGGGCGUCAAGAAGGGGCUGUGGUGCAAUUGGCAGGCAAGUGCAUCGCAAAAAUAAUUGAUCAAAAAGCAUAAGGACCCCAUCCAAAAGGAAAGAAGAAUAAAAGAGCACCCUCAACAAAUUUUCAAACAACCAGGGGGCAAGAUGACAUCUUUCCAUAAAGUGUUGGCCUUCAUCUUCCUUCUUGCUUUUACCCUCACCAAUUUGGAUCCGACAUGCGGUCAGCCAACGCGAUCACCAUCGUCUCGUGAUGACCGCUUGAGAAAAGAGAUUGAUCACAGUGAUAGUCGCUCAAGGAAAGAGCCAUACCGUCGCGAGCCGCAUCGCAGUGUUGAUCGUCCGAGAAAAGAAUUGUAUCCCAAGGAUGAUCGUAAGAGAAAGUAUGAGUCCUUUCGCAAGAACGAAGAUGAACCUCAAUAUCAAAAGUCACAGAAGAGCUAUCGUUCGACAAGAUCUGAAUCUUCUCGUUGGAAAUAUCACUCCGAUAAAGAUUCUCGCACAUUUCGAUCUCAAAAGCCAAGUGUGGAGUCUGUUGAAAGGCAACAAUUGCUGAAGGAGGAAGCAUCUAGAAUCAGACGAAAUUCGCGAAAGGAUAUUAAAACGUCCAAAGAAGAAAUCAAGCGCUUAACGAAAGAAUUCAACCAAUUCCACGAUGCUAGACUCGCAGCCGAUCGCGCAGAAAUUCGAGUGGGUAAUACAGUGCGUGACGCUUGGGCUGGUAAAUAUAUCGAGCUAGAAACGGCAAAGUCAAAUAUCCGGAGGCAUGAAAGGGCUGGUAACUAUUUGCAUCAUACUCCUGCUGUUAGUCAAGCUCUUCAUGAACAAGCAGAUAAAUUAAAAGCUGGGCCUGAACGCUUAGAAGCCGAGAUGGCUGAUCUCAAGAGUAAAGGAAAGCAUGAUGAAGGCUUGGAAUGGAUUCACAACUAUAAACACAUUCAGGAACACAAUGAAUUUCUAGACAAGGUCAACCGACAUGCAGGUUCGAUAUUUAUGGAUAAACAACUUCUCCGUAAAUAUAAAAAGUACUGAGCUUGUACUCACGAGAAAGGAAGAAGCUGCAGUUUAUCGCUUUAGUGUCUGUAUUGACAUAGUCAUAUUUCUGUAUUGCAUCUCAUUGUCAUCUUUGUCUCUUUUCCUAGUGGGCAAGUAUACAUUGAAGCAAGCUUAGGUGUCCCUUGUCCUCCGAAGAGGAUUAGCAAGGGGAAAGCUGCCUGCAUGAUGCUAAGCAAACCGUAAAGCACAAG
Meira miltonrushii is the source of this 1264-nucleotide messenger RNA. RefSeq lists its product as uncharacterized. The transcript has 2 exons. The coding region runs from base 165 to 1049 and encodes 294 amino acids. The record is from RefSeq and is a predicted model, not a curated record. Lineage: Eukaryota; Fungi; Basidiomycota; Exobasidiomycetes; Exobasidiales; Brachybasidiaceae.